Hyla sarda is the source of this 1675-nucleotide messenger RNA. Its product is annotated as membrane-spanning 4-domains subfamily A member 4D-like. The coding region runs from base 365 to 1333 and encodes 322 amino acids. The transcript has 7 exons. NCBI's taxonomy places the organism in Eukaryota, Metazoa, Chordata, Amphibia, Anura, Hylidae. Gene Ontology annotation, cellular component: membrane. The record is from RefSeq and is a predicted model, not a curated record.
CUCUGCACAGGUUUCCAUAAAUCUCCCCCAGUGUCCGACGAUCACCCUUGGUUACAAACCAUAAGACCCAUAGCUGCACAUUUUGGCCAUCCCUGAUUAUAAAAGGAUGUGGACUGCAGGUAGAAAGAUAUGAUAUGAUAUGUUAUAGAGCCAACGACUGUCCGGGCAUACUGGGAGUUGUAGUUUUGCAACAUCUGGAGGUCUGCAGGUUGGAGACCACUGUUAUAGAGGAUAGAUAGAUAGAUAGGAUACAGUAAUUAACAUUAGCGAGUCAACCCCUCACAUUUUUGUAAAAAAAAUAUUGUAUCUUUCUAUGUGACAACAUUGAAGAAAUAAUACUCUACUACAAGUGCCAGCGUCUACAAUGUCUAUAACAAACUAUGAGAAUUCAACCCGUAUCUAUCAGCCCAUACAGAACCAAACUCCCACAGCUGUUCAAAUCUAUGAGACCUUACAGAACCAAACUCCCACAGCUGUUCAUAUCUAUGAGACCUUACAGAACCAAGCUCCUACAGCUGUUCCUAACUGGAAUACACAAGUUUCUCCCAUUGUACAAAGUCUCUCCUCACCCCCUCCUAGAUAUAAUGCCGCUCCUUCAACCCAGAUGUGGACUAUCCCCACCGUGGCACCACAAUACAGUGUGGCUAGAGUAGCAGCACCAAAUAUAGAUCCAUCAUCUCCUUUUUACCAAACAUUCCUGAAAGGCAAACCAAGAGCUUUGGGGAUUGUAUUGAUUGUUUCUGCCAUUUUAGAGAUUGCUUUGGGAAUUACUCUGUGUUAUACCAUAUUCUCCGUAACUCUGCCAAGUGGUAUUGCCUUUUGGGGGCCAAUUUUUUACAUCAUCGCAGGAUCUCUGACCAUUGCUGCUCAUGCUAAACCCAACCUGUGCUUGGUCAGAGGAUCCCUCUCCUUAAACAUCAUCAGUUCCAUAUUCAGUUUUGUUGCUGUAAUCCUAAAUAUUGCUGAUCUAGUGACCAUUGAUUGCUAUUACUAUUUGGGUGGCUAUAAUGGAAACUACCACUAUAAUAAUGAAUAUAGAAGAUGCAAAGAACAGCUCGGCAGUGGAUAUGCAGUGCUAUCUAUUCUCCUUAUUGCAAAUUUGUUGCUAUUCUGUGUGUCCUUAUCCGUCUCCAUUUUUGGAUGUUGUUCUUUAUCAAAGGUUUCCUCAUAUGGUCCUCAGGUAUUUUUGAUCCAAAAUGAUGUAAUAGUUUCAACUAAUCCGCCUACAGUACCAGCCACAUUUUCAGGAGUUGCUCAACCAUUUCCAAAAGCAAAUGCACCACCUCCUCCAUCUUAUGUGUUUCAGGAAGCCAAAGCUAGACCAAUGUCAUAGUUAUUUUACAUAUUUCAAAAAACAUUCCUUAAAUUCAGACACAACUGAAGUUCCAAUAAUCUCUAUUAGAAUCAUUUAUCUUUACACUUGGAAUUGAUAUUUUCAUAUAAUUGAUCAAUCUAAGUUUUCAUAUCAAAUUUUUUCUCAACAUUGUAACUAUGUUCCACAGAAGGAUGAAAAUCGAGAAGAGAUAUAAACAUACAUUGCUAUACAUUGUGCUUAUCUGUUACAUCUGCUUGGUUGUUAUUUCUAUUUGUUCUUGUUAUUUUUGACACAUUUGUUCCAAAAUAACUUUCAUUCUCUAAUAAAUUCUUAUAAUUUUAUUAAUAAACUGCAGAAUUA